AUGGCUGCCGCAAGAGAGAAUUUCAAGCCGUACAUACCUGUUGCCGGUGGCGCCGAUGAUGGCUGGUCAAAAGACGGCCAAGCCACUGCCACAUGCUACUGUGGUGCAGUGCAGUUAGCUUUUACGGACGAACCUCAGCCAACCCAAGGCCCAGGCCUAAUCGACACAUUCACCUGCCACUGCACGGACUGCCGAAAAAUUACCGCAUCCAUGUUUGCGACCAAUUUCAUUGUCGCGGACUCACAUCUCAGACACAUACGUGGCCAAGAAAACCUCAAAUUAUUUAGCCAGUCAAAGACCAUUGCAUCCGGAAAGGCAAUGACAAAUUGUUUCUGUUCCACAUGUGGCUCACUCAUGUAUCGCAUCAGUGAAAUGUUUCCAGGGCACAGUAUACUGCGUACCGGAACGGUGGAUGACUUCACACUGCACGAAACGAAACUGAAGCCCAGGUUUGAGCUCUAUACUAAAGACCGUGUGGGAUGGCUUCAGGGGGCAACUGGUGUGGCGCAGGUCAAGGGUUCCGCUUAUACGCCGAAGGGCCAUGGCCCUUCGGGCCCCUGA
Messenger RNA from Aspergillus terreus NIH2624, 561 nucleotides. Its product is annotated as GFA family protein. The transcript has 2 exons. Gene Ontology annotation, molecular function: carbon-sulfur lyase activity. NCBI's taxonomy places the organism in Eukaryota, Fungi, Ascomycota, Eurotiomycetes, Eurotiales, Aspergillaceae. The record is from RefSeq and is a predicted model, not a curated record. The coding region runs from base 1 to 561 and encodes 186 amino acids.